CUCGCCUCUCUUGCGGACAAUAACGUAUUGAUUUCAUAUUUUAAUUGCGAAUGGGUAUUUCUGAUUUGCGAUCAAUACGACAUUAUAAUAUUUAAAGCGCAUAUGAAUAUAGACGUAAACAUCAACUGUGCGCGGUUAGUGAUUGACUCAAACAUGGAUCUCACUUUUGUGUUGUGCACGGUGGCAGCGCUUUCUGUGUAUGCGAAUUCCCAAUACAUGAAUGGAACUGAAGAGAAGGGCCUCAUCUUUACUGCGAGAAACACCAGGGGAACCAGAGCAGCACUCUGGCACUUACCCACGAUGCCCCCGUACGAUGAAGUGCCGGAAACGGUGACUAUAGUACCGUUUAAUGAUCGUUUCCUACAGUUCUACAGCCUCGAUGUCGACUUUAGGAAGAAGAUCGUUUACAUCUACGAUAGGCAUUACAGGUCGCUUCUAGCCGUUGAAAAUUACACAGCAAGUAUGGAUAACAUAGCAAGGGAAAAACCCUUCCACCUUGGUGUUUCAACCGGUACUGUUCAGAUCGCCGUUGAUUGGUUGUCGCACACAAUCUAUUGGACCGACUCCACCUAUCGUUGGAUUGCUGCCGCCCCUGGGGCAAUUGAAAAGAUGGACAAUGACAUCUACAAAAUCAUUGCCGAUACGAACCUCUACCAUCCUGAUGGCAUGACGUUGGAUCCUCUUGAUGGUUUCCUCUUCUGGACGGACAGUGGUCUUUAUCCAAAGAUUGAACGAUCAGAUAUGGCCGGCAGAGACAGAAAGACCCUUAUCACAAAAGGUCUCAUUUCACCAAUAUCAUUGGAAACGGACAUUGCGAACAAACGAAUUUAUUGGAUAGAUACAGCUACAGAAAACAUCGAAUCUUCGAAAUACGACGGUACCGACAGGUUGACAUUAAAACGGAUAACAUUGUCAACGUUGUUUGAUUCUCGCAAUUUUCAGGGUAAGUGA
Messenger RNA from Dreissena polymorpha, 951 nucleotides. RefSeq names its product low-density lipoprotein receptor-related protein 6-like. NCBI's taxonomy places the organism in Eukaryota, Metazoa, Mollusca, Bivalvia, Myida, Dreissenidae. The record is from RefSeq and is a predicted model, not a curated record. The transcript has 6 exons. Bases 103 to 951 code for a protein of 282 amino acids.